GGGCGCCGGCGCGGGCAGAGCGCGGCACGGGGCUGGCGGCGAAGGUCCGCUCGGGGAUCCGUGUUGCUGAGUCUGCGAACUGCUGCCACAUUCCCCCUCCCGCACACUCGCCCUGAUCGGCCGCCCCAGCUGACCUACCUUCGCGGCACGAAGUGAAUCCCCGAGCGCGACUUCUCUCCAAAGGAGGUCGCGCUCCCUGGAUCUGCCAGGCACCCUCAUCUCCGGCGGGGCCGGCUAACUGCGGCGCCCUCCCGGGGCAUGGCUUCGGCGGGCAGCGGCAUGGAGGAGGUGCGCGUGUCGGUGCUGACCCCGCUGAAGCUGGUGGGGCUGGUGUGCAUCUUCCUGGCGCUGUGCCUGGACCUGGGCGCCGUGCUGAGCCCCGCGUGGGUCACGGCCGACCACCAGUACUACCUGUCCCUGUGGGAGUCCUGCCGGAAGCCCGCCAGCCUGGACACCUGGCGUUGCGAGUCCACGCUCAGCAGCGAUUGGCAGAUUGCUACUCUGGCUUUACUCUUGGGUGGUGCCGCUAUCAUUCUAAUUGCAUUCCUGGUGGGUUUGAUUUCUAUCUGCGUGGGAUCUCGAAGGCGCUUCUACAGACCUGUUGCUGUCAUGCUUUUUGCAGCAGUUGUUUUACAGGUUUGCAGCCUGGUCCUUUAUCCAAUCAAGUUCAUUGAAACUGUGAGCUUGAAAAUUUACCAUGAGUUCAAUUGGGGUUAUGGCCUGGCUUGGGGUGCAACUAUAUUUUCAUUUGGGGGUGCCAUCCUUUAUUGCCUGAACCCUAAGAACUACGAAGACUACUACUAGAACCAGUUGUCUCGACUUGGAAAGAAAGAAAAAAAAAUCCAGCAUAAGGAUUACGUCUGCAUCUUUUCUAACUCACUAUUUUCUAAAAUACUUGUGGAGCAUCAAGCAGUUUAUUCAAUUGAUUUAUUAUCUUUUUGCCUUUUGGCUGUCAACAUCAUAACCAGCUUUUAUAUCCAUUUUAGGGACCUGCACAAAUUAAGAGAGCUGAUUAGACAUAGGCAAAUGCUCUAAACUUCCAAUAUGUUCGUGUCAUUUUUCUUGACAAGUGAACGGUCUGUGUGAUAGCAACCAUUGUGAGAAACUCGUUGAAUGAAAAUUGUCUGAAUCUCCUAUUACCUGCAGGGGAGCAGCUGGUAUAAGCAACAUUUAGAAGUUCCCUUGUGCUGACAAGUAUUCCACUGUUAGAGUUCUUAUCUCCUGCUUACCCCACCCAAUGACUACAUUUGCUAGUGGUUAUUUGCUUGAGUGAUCUCCUGAAAAGUAAACUACCCUUCUGCAUUUAAUGGGAGUUUUGAAUGUAACUGGUUAAUGGUACAUAGUCCACUUUUGAGAAUACUCUUUUAAAUGGGAGGUUAUGCUUUGGCAAUUAGCAUCUCCCUGGGAAGGGUGUCAGGGCUUGGAGACUUGUGCUUUUCAUUAUGUGGUUAGAAGUUGUGCCUCAGCCAUAUCUAGAAUGAGGAAAAAGUGAGAGUCUCUAUUUUCCCUGGAGCAACUAGAAAGAAAUGUGCGUGAGUUACUUUUGUCCUAAGUACCCUUUGAAUCAUUUAUCACACACUGCAGCAAAUAAAUGUACGUAUGUAACAAGUUUAAAUAUUUUUAUAGAAGGUGAGCCAUUAGUAUACAUGGUUGUAUGUUUGCCCUAUACAUGCAUUUGCCUAAUACACAUAAAAUUAAUAUUUGCUCUAGUGAAGUGAUUUGAACACUAAUCUUGUACACACAUUGUUAAGAGGCUUAGAUUGGUAUCUGCACUUACUUACCAUACAAAAGUACAUAUAACUUAAAGCUUUUGUUUUAUGUUCUCUACUGUUUCACUGGGAAGUUUUAAUAGAAUUGCAUAAGAAGAAAAAUUGAAGCGAUGUUAAUCUGAAAAUUAAUGAUUCUUCUGUAGUAGUUCAAAAGAGUAGCAAUUAGGAUGAUAAUUUUGUUUAAAAUUCAUUAAAAUAGAAGGCUGCAAUUUUUUCAAUUACUUCAAAUGUCUUCAUUAAAAAUUAAAGGAAUAUAGUGGUAAAAUUAUAUAAAAGUCUAAAUGUCUCAAUAGAGUUGAACUGAUCUGGUUGUUACCUGGUCCUCCGUAGUUAACUAAUGGGCUAACGGAUUUGUGCACACAAUUAUAAUGAUUUAAGUUUGUUGACUGUUCAAAUGGAAGGAAAUGCCAAUAGUAAGGGACAAGUUUGUAACUGCAAACUUGUGUUAAUCCUGUUUAAUAUACAAAUCUGGAUAGUUUAAUUAUAAACAUAUUUUUGUAUCAAAUAUACAGUUCUAAUAUAAAAGUAAUAGAUAAUUAUUUUUGUUAACAAAGACACUAAAACAGGAUGUCCUGGCUUUGGCCCUUGCAGAAAGAAGCAUAGGAAAAAUCAUUUACAACGUACCUAUGUUCUGUUGUAUUGCAAAAUCCAUUACGAACAGGCCACAUCAGUAGUAUCUAAUAAUUUGUUUUACCUCCUAAAGCAGAGUUCUGCUUCUAGCUUGACUUAAGAACUGUUGCCAAAAAGAAAAGCUAUUUUAUUAUUCAGAUGUUUUAAAAAUGUGACUUUUCUAUAGAAGCAAAAUGAAGAUUCUAAAGUAAAUAUGAAGAACCAGGAUUAUUCUUAUUUUAGCAAGGAAAAGAAAAGACUUAAAUGCAUUUAAAGAGAAGCCUUUAUAAAAGUACGUGAUUAUAUAGAAUCAUCUGAGUAGAAAUUUUACAGAAAAUUAUUAGUACUAUAGAAUCUUUUGAAGUAAUUUUCUUGAGAAAUAGUUAAAUACAGGCCAAACUGUCUUGCAGUUUGAUUAUGUAUUAACAGGGCAGCACAAGAAACGUAUAGGAAUUUCAGCUUCUAAACAUCAUCGCUUAUGAGAGAACCUCUUUAUUCCUGAAUAAUGAAAGAACAGUAUGUUGGUACUGAUAUCAACGAGGCACUUUUCUUAGUCCUAGUAGAGGGUGCAGAGUGCUGUUAGACCAGUAUCACACGUUGGGUCUUACCAUGUUUUCACUCUGUCAAUAUGACAAGCUGGAAAGCAACAAUGUUAUAUUGACUAAGGCACAUGCAUUUGCCAUUUACUGAAAGGUAGGUUUCUUAUAUAGUUUUCCCACUUCUCAGUGAAGAGCCCUAUGCUAUAUUCCUACCAUCACUAAGUGUUCCAUAACCAACUCAGUACAAAAUGGAAAGUUGUUGCUCAUUGAAAAUCCUGUCUUGUCUAUCAGAAUAACCUCAUGAAUUUUUCACAUACACUAACAUGUUUUUGCAGCAUUAGGUUUAUUUAAUAUUUUCUUACAAGGAAAGCUGUUAACUACAAACCCAUUGUCUCAUUUUAGAUAUAUAUAUACACACAUCCAUAGCAUAAAGUACUCAGCAGGGCUAGUUAUUUGGAUUUCUUGCACAACUAUUUAGCAUUUUGUAAGUUCAACAUGUAAAUUUUAAAGACAAAUAUAGAGAGACUUAUGUGUUUGAAAUAUAAAUGAUAUAUAUGGAUUAGCAUGUACUUGUAUAUUAUUAAACAUGCAAUGAACUGACUGGUAGGUGAUGUCUAAAUGUAUGGCUAGCAAUGUAAUUUAUUCAGACUGUAUUUUUGUACAGAGCAGCACACACUAACCUAUGCCUCUGUGUCCUCUUUAAUGCCUAAAACUGUGCCUAGAAAUAUGUCUUAAAAAUAAAAUGUACUUCAUGCUGUUUAUGCUAUUAGUUUCUCUACUGCUAUUCUAUAUUUAUUAUUUUUAAAUAUAUGACAUGUUUACUACUUAAAUAUGAAUUCAUGAUAUUCUGAUUAUUUUUUUAACAGUCUGGGGGAAACUUGUUUAUUCACUCCAGUGGUUUUGAGUUUGCAGUUUCUUCAUUUCAUGACUUUUGUAGCUGACAUGAAGUUAUCUAUGUGGAAAAAUAAAAAUAAAAGUGGUUUCACUGAUA
Molecule: messenger RNA, 3908 nt
Organism: Erinaceus europaeus (western European hedgehog)
Lineage: Eukaryota; Metazoa; Chordata; Mammalia; Eulipotyphla; Erinaceidae
Gene: TMEM47
Product: transmembrane protein 47
Exons: 3
Coding region: 259-804 (181 amino acids)
Biological process (GO): cell-cell adhesion
Cellular component (GO): cell-cell junction; membrane
Source: RefSeq, a predicted model, not a curated record